AACGAGUUCAACAGUCGAAACCUAGUGAAUGACGACGAUGCCAUUGUUGCUGCUUCAAAGUGCUUGAAAAUGGUUUACUAUGCAAACGUGGUGGGAGGGGAAGUGGACACGAACCAUAACGAGGAGGAUGACGAAGAGCCCAUUCCUGAGUCCAGUGAGUUGACACUGCAAGAGCUUUUGGGAGAGGAGAGAAGAAACAAGAAAGGUCUUCGCGUGGACCCACUGGAAACGGAACUCAGUGUUAUAACGCUAGACUGUCGGAAACCACUCAUCCCCUUUGAAGAGUUUAUUAACGAGCCGCUCAAUGACGUUCUAGAAAUGGAUAAGAAUUAUACGUUUUUCAAAGUAGAAACAGAGAACAAAUUCUCUUUUAUGACAUGUCCCUUUAUAGUAAAUGCUGUCACAAAGAAUUUGGGAUUAUAUUAUGACAAUAGAAUUUGCAUGUACAGUGAACGAAGAAUCACUGUUCUCUACAGCUUAGUUCAAGGACAGCAGUUGAAUCCAUAUUUGAGGCUCAAAGUCAGACGUGACCAUAUCAUAGAU
Tupaia belangeri chinensis (Chinese tree shrew) is the source of this 543-nucleotide messenger RNA. Its product is annotated as ubiquitin-protein ligase E3A-like. NCBI's taxonomy places the organism in Eukaryota, Metazoa, Chordata, Mammalia, Scandentia, Tupaiidae. The annotation marks the transcript as partial. The transcript has a single exon. The record is from RefSeq and is a predicted model, not a curated record.